This is a messenger RNA of Penicillium macrosclerotiorum, 2496 nucleotides long. RefSeq lists its product as uncharacterized. The transcript has 15 exons. The record is from RefSeq and is a predicted model, not a curated record. Gene Ontology annotation, biological process: meiotic cell cycle; regulation of synaptonemal complex assembly. NCBI's taxonomy places the organism in Eukaryota, Fungi, Ascomycota, Eurotiomycetes, Eurotiales, Aspergillaceae. Bases 1 to 2496 code for a protein of 831 amino acids.
AUGACGGCUUCAACUACUCGCUUGUUCGCUAAAACCGCAGCUUUGGCGGCCUCCGUCGGUGAGCUCCAAGGCCAGAUUUCAGCAGGCGUUGUUGAUUUCGAUUUUAUUCAAUCCAUCGAGCACCAGCUUAACCAUAUGCCGCGACUGGCCGACCGGGCUGUUUCAAAUCGAUCUGAUCUUGAUAAGACCGGAACGGCGCUGUGGAAUACUUGUGUCGACACAAUGAAGACCCAAUCAACCGAGCAUGUCCUUGAUGUUCUGACCGUGGCAGCCGAAAAACUAGAUGCUUUGCAAAGCUCCACCCCCUCAAUAGAUCAAAUUGAACUGGACUCAAUUUCCACCGGCUAUUACAUGAAUCGAGCUCAUUUGGCUUGGUUGGAAGACCAUCCCGAUCUCGCCGACCACUUCUUUUCUCAAGCGCCUCUCUCAGCUCAAAUCACAAAUCGCUGGGUUGUGGUGGAGAAGUGCCUCACUAUUGGUCUGGCUGCUCUGGACAAAGUCCAAUAUAAUGAAGCAAUCAAGUGGUUGGAAGCGGGCAUUGAACAAAUACAACUAAGUGGGGAGGAAGAAUGUCUCAGGGACACAAAUUUGGAGCUGCAUAUUCGAUAUGCACUCACGUGGAUUUACAUGAAAGCGAACACCGGUGUCACAACUGAACAACUAGCGAAUCAGAUGAAUUUGCUCAAGACAAAUCAUGGAGAUAUUGUUGGUGUCAAAGUUCUCGAAUUAGAAUUCAUACUACAUUCAUCACGGGACAUUGACACGACAAAGUUUUUCGAAGUCCUAAAGAAAGUGAUCGAGAGUAUGGCGUGGACACGAGAUUCUUACCACCUAAUUAUCAGCUACUUGCAUAACUCUAAGGACAUGAGCUACUAUCUAAAUUUCGAAAUGCAUCAAUUACUCAUGACGCACUUGCCGCCUAACUUCGAAUGGAUUGAGGGAACAUUCCUCCACCUUGCAUCGAUGGCUCGAAAUUCAAGAGUUGGGUUGAUCAUUCAUGUUCGAAAACCAAGACUCACCAAGAGCUUUAGGAAAUAUGCGGCCAACUCCUUAGAGUGCAACGACAUUAACUUGACUCGGGCAAUAUUGGAUCAGAUAGUCGCAGAAAACGACGUCAGACAGAAUCUACAGAUUGUGCUCCUUUUGGUCAAACUUGCGAUGCAUGAGGGGAAAGAUGCGACCCAAAUUAUAUCUCGUCCUGCAGAAGCACCAAUUGCCCGUUGGGUAACAUUCCUCCGGGCAUGUAUCGGAGAGGCCCAGCACAUGAAGAACUCAAAUGUAGUUCAUCAUUGUCUUCACAAGUUGAUCACAGAACUACACUCGCAAGAUCUUGAUGGGGCAGAAUCCUGGCCGAAUCAAGAAUACCUAUGGAUCUUGCAAGUUAUCGAUGACGAGAGAAGAAAAGGACAAUUUGUUGUAGAAAUCGCGAUCACUGUUCUCCAAUCAGCUCUGAUUUCCAUCAAAAAACCCCCAGAUUACUGUGCAGGAGGAACAACAAAAUACGAAGUGAAGCUCCUUUUCUGUGAAAGUCUUAAAUUGACUUACCAUGUGCUCAAAACUGAUCAGCUUGAGAACGCCAAAAAGCUGCGAUACAUUACGGAACAGGCAUUCCAGUUCGCAGAAAUUUGCUCGGAGAGCAUCCUAGGCAAAAUUGAAGAGAGCUUUCCCAAGACUGGCUGGGACUAUGACAUGGAGCUAUACCUAGAGGUUCUUGGUCAUCUCUUCAGUCUCCAUUCCCAAACCGACCCCGGAACAAAAUCGAGCUUGAGCAAGAAAAUAAGAGCGGCAAUCGCGAGCUUCAAUCCCGAUAAUAUGGAGGCUCACAUGUCUCGAAUCAUAUGGGCCAUCGACUUUGAGGCUGCAGUUAUGCUCAGACAAUGGGAUUCGCUGGAAUCAAUAGUUCGAAAAAAUACAUACAGCAUGAAUAUGGAGCUUCUCAAACACUAUCUAAGCUGCAUGUUUACGCCUAGCGUGCCCCCCAGCCACAAAAUGUCAACGGUGAAGAGUAUUCUUUACUGCAUAAAUGAGCGGAGUAAUACGAUUUCGACAGAAAUCCAAGAUCUUUUACCAGGCUAUCUUCGUUAUAUUUUCGCUUUGAGCUUGGAAGCAGCCACUGAUACUGACCCAGUGACUUUCUGCGACUCAUCGGAAAUAUACUUUGAGAUUGCUGAAUCAGUGAUUGACCAAGUCGUUGUUCUUGCUUCCGCCAACGCCUUCCUUUCGACUUACCCGUAUCACGAGACACCUGUCGAAAGCGAGCCAGCAACUGGGACAUCGCCAUACUCGGAUUGUGGACAGCACGCAUACCCCCCUGAAGAGCUCCAGUACCUAGCUGCGCGCUCUUUCAACCAGGCGAUGGACUUCUAUUCAGCAGAGCAGGAUGAGAAAUGUCGCAGCUGGGCUGGGAUAGCUAUGAACUUUGCAGGGCUGAUGGCAAAUGCCGAAGGUGACAGUCUAACGGCCCAGUUUCGAGAGCGGAUGGAUAGACUGUUCUAG